This is a messenger RNA of Solanum dulcamara, 1065 nucleotides long. RefSeq names its product glycine-rich cell wall structural protein-like. The record is from RefSeq and is a predicted model, not a curated record. NCBI's taxonomy places the organism in Eukaryota, Viridiplantae, Streptophyta, Magnoliopsida, Solanales, Solanaceae. The transcript has a single exon. The coding region runs from base 65 to 796 and encodes 243 amino acids.
AGGGAUAGUAUUCAUUUUUGCAUGUCUAGGGUUUUAAAGUUGAAUUAAUAUAAUAAUAAUAAUUAUGGGAUUAUCAUCUUGUUCUCUUGGGUAUUUGCUUCUACUUGUGUUGUUUGUUGAUUGUGUUGUGUUUGCUGAUGUUAAUGGAGUUGGAGAUGAGAAGCUCCUCUUUGGACAUAGACGUCCCAAGUUUGGAAAGGGUUUUGGUGGUGGUAUAGGUGGUGGUGCUGGAGGUGGAGGGGGAUUAGGAGGAGGUGGUGGUCUAGGUGGUGGAGGUGGUCUAGGUAAAGGAGGAGGACUUGGUGGUGGCGCAGGUGGUGGGGGUGGAUUAGGAGGAGGUGGUGGACUAGGUCAUGGUGGAGGUCUAGGAGGUGGUGCCGGUGGUGGUUUAGGUCAUGGUGGAGGUUUAGGAGGUGGUGGUGGAGCUGGAGGAGGGCUAGGUGGAGGUGGUGGACUUGGUGGUGGUGGUGGAGCUGGUGGUGGAGUAGGUGGUGGUGCUGGAGGAGGACUUGGUGGAGGUGGUGGAUUAGGUGGUGGUGGUGGAGCUGGUGGAGGAGGAGGAAUAGGUGGAGGUGGUGGUGCUGGAGGUGGUUUUGGUGCAGGUGGAGGAGCUGGAGGUGGUAUAGGUGGAGGUGGAGGCGGAGGAUUUGGUGGUGGUGGAGGUGGUGGCAUUGGUGGUGGUGGAGGUGCCGGAGGAGGCUUUGGUGGUGGUGCAGGUGGAGGCGUAGGAGGAGGUAUAGGAGGUGGAGGUGGCGGCGGAUUUGGUGGUGGAGGAGGCAUUGGUGGUGGUCAUUAAUUGAUCAAUAUUUAGUUCUUCUAAUGUCUUGCAUGAACUAUGAAAAUGACAAGGUGUUAUUUAUAUGUACUUGUGUAGUUCUAUUUUUUUGUGAGAGUACUUUGGUAAAAGUAUUUAAACAAGAGUUAUAUCAUUUAUCCAUAAUAUCAAAGUCAAUUUGUUCUUUAAAGCUUCUUUACAUGUUACAUGUAAUUAAAGCUUGGGAACUAUUGUAUUAUCCAACCAUAUUAUUAAUAAAAGAUGUAGUUUUCCAAGUGUGUUAAAUUAAA